AUGUUAGAAGAAAAUAUUCUGGCAGAAUAUUUGGUACCGGGAACAAUGGCUUGUAUAAUGUCGGACAAUAAUGCUUCUGCCGAAGACACUACCAUCGAACAACUUCCGGUACAGCCAACAAAUUCAAAAACGAAUAUUCAAACAUCGAAUGAUACUAAUAAUACUGUAGCUAUUGUACAGCAAGAAGGCAAUGCUGUGGUCACUCCCACUCCUCAACCAGCAGCCGCAGGAGCUCCUGUUCCAGCUGCUCCACGACGUCAAAGUGGUUGGGAAAUUAUCAAAACAGUUUUAUUUAGAAUGUUAAUGAUAUAUUUUGUCACAAGAUUUUUCCGUCGUACCCCACAAAAUCCUGUAACAAACUCAACAUUAACACCAUCAUUUGACGGGAGUGGUGCGUUUACACCAGGAAACAUCUUCCCAAAAGGAUCAAAACUAGAUAUGUAUAUAUACAUAACAGAAGAUCAAGUAUACAGUUUUAACCAAACAAAAGAACCAUUUUGGUUAUUAGAAAAUCUUGAAUAUGGGAAUUGGAAAGCUGGACCAAACAGAGAUGGAACAUUCACAAAAUAUGGACAAAUUCCCAUUAGCGAAACCGUUCAAAAUAAUGGUUCACUAUAUCUUCAUGUAUUUGUCACUGAACAUGGUUAUUCUCCAAACCCUGAGGAUGGUGAUUCCUAUUCGAAACGGUAUUCAUUCUCAAAAACAAAACGUUUGAACAAGUUCAAAAAGAAAGUGUAUAAAAAAACCAAAAACUUGUUAACUGGAAAUACAGAACACGAUGAAGAAUAUCAGAAAAAAGCUGAUGAUAAAAUUGUUGAACUUCUGUCUCAUUGGCACCCAAAUAUGACAAUAAAUCUUCUUGAUGAUCAUUCACCCUGGACAAAAGGAUCGAUUCCUCCACCGUUGGAUCAAUAUAUCGAAUUUGAUAUGUUAACUGGAAAAUAUUAUCCUGUUUUAUACUUGAACGAUUAUUGGAAUCUUCUAUCAGAUUAUUAUCCAAUUAAUAAUACCAUGGACACUUUAAACUUAACGUUGGUCUACUCUCCUUUACAACUUUGGAAAUGGCAAAUGUACAUCUCUCAAAGUUUAAGACAAUCAUGGUAUGGUAAUUUGCUGGGAGAUGAUGAAUCAGAUGAAGAUCAAGAUGCCAUGAAGCGUGCAUUGAUCGAAACAAAUCCUUAUUUAUUGAUUAUUACAAUUUGUGUCUCCAUUGUGCAUACAGUAUUUGAAAUAUUAGCAUUUAAAAAUGAUAUUCAAUUUUGGCGAACUCGAAAAUCAUUAGAAGGUUUAUCAGUUCGUAGUAUAUUUUUCAAUAUAUUUCAAAGUGCAAUAGUUUUGUUGUAUGUAUUUGAUAAUGACACAAAUACAAUGGUUCGAAUUAGUGUCUUUGUUGGUAUACUAAUUGAGCUUUGGAAAAUACCAAAAAUUCUUACAUUUGCUAAAGCGUUCCGUUAUUUAUCGUGGGCAUUAUUUCCGUUAGUAAUCGGUUAUGCUAUUUAUUCGUUAACAUAUCAUGAGCAUAAAAGUUGGUAUUCAUUUGUAUUAAGUACCAUUUAUGGAUUUUUACUCACAUUUGGUUUUAUAAUGAUGACACCCCAGUUGUUUAUUAAUUAUAAAUUAAAAUCUGUCGCACAUCUACCAUGGCGUAUGAUGACGUACAAGGCAUUAAAUACAUUUAUUGACGAUAUGUUUGCAUUUGUCAUCAAAAUGCCAACAAUGUAUCGAAUUGGAUGUUUUCGAGAUGAUAUUAUAUUUUUUAUCUAUUUAUAUCAACGUUACAUCUAUCCUGUUGAUCGCCGUCGAACAAAUGAAUUUGGUACAUCAGGUGAAAAUGAAACAGGUGCACCUAAUCUUCAGCAACUCGAACAGGGUCACUCUGAUUUACAACAACAACCGCCUUCCGAUUCGCCGUCCGAUGUUGACUCAGAAUACAUUAUUGUACCUUCACCAUCAUCGUCUCAAGAAGUGGAAACACUUCGUCAUCGAAAAGUAUCAAAGUCAGAUGAACAAACGACAAAUUCUGAUGAUGAACACCAGCAGACAACUGAUCUAAAUCAUACAACCGAUAACAAUAUUGUUGAAGAUCAACAUAGAAAGACAGACUAA
Messenger RNA from Didymodactylos carnosus, 2106 nucleotides. NCBI's taxonomy places the organism in Eukaryota, Metazoa, Rotifera, Eurotatoria, Philodinida, Philodinidae. The record is from the annotation of a GenBank genome assembly.